Vigna radiata var. radiata (mung bean) is the source of this 1656-nucleotide messenger RNA. Its product is annotated as ATPase ASNA1 homolog. Gene Ontology annotation, molecular function: ATP binding; ATP hydrolysis activity. The coding region runs from base 85 to 1296 and encodes 403 amino acids. Gene Ontology annotation, biological process: post-translational protein targeting to endoplasmic reticulum membrane. The transcript has 12 exons. Lineage: Eukaryota; Viridiplantae; Streptophyta; Magnoliopsida; Fabales; Fabaceae. The record is from RefSeq and is a predicted model, not a curated record. Gene Ontology annotation, cellular component: GET complex.
AAAGAAAAAAAAUAAUACCUUGGGGCGAGGGUGGAGGAGACAGAGAUAGAGUAAACCAAACCAAACCAAACCAGAACAGGAGAAAUGGCAUGUCGGUCUGUUAUUUCAUCUUCCCUUCACAUGACAAACUCCAUGGCCGUUAAGGGUGUCCUCUCCUUCGCACCUAACCCUCCUCUGUUUUAUCGUCUCCCCAAAGCCGUCACCUUCGUUUCCCUUUCUGCUUCCACUAAACCCCCCACGAAGUCAUUUCAAGUGAGAUCGGUUGCUGGUACUACAGAAGCUGCAUCAGGGUUUGAUGAAAUGGUUUCUGGGACCAAGAGGAAGUAUUACAUGCUAGGUGGGAAAGGAGGCGUUGGGAAGACAAGCUGCGCUGCUUCACUUGCUGUUAAAUUUGCCAAUAAUGGACACCCAACUCUGGUGGUGUCCACUGAUCCAGCACAUUCUUUGAGUGAUUCUUUUGCUCAGGAUUUGACAGGGGGGGCAUUAGUGCCAGUGGAAGGACCUGACUAUCCACUUUUUGCCCUUGAAAUAAACCCUGAGAAAUCUAGGGAAGAGUUUCGAAAUGCUGCUAAAAAAAAUGGUGGAACUGGGGUCAAAGACUUCAUGGAUGGCAUGGGUCUUGGAAUGAUUGCAGACCAGUUGGGAGAGCUAAAACUGGGAGAACUUCUGGAUUCACCUCCUCCUGGACUGGAUGAAGCUAUUGCGAUCUCCAAGGUUAUGCAAUUUCUUGAAUCACAGGAAUAUAGCAUGUUUACUCGAAUAGUGUUUGACACUGCACCUACGGGCCAUACAUUACGAUUGUUGUCCUUGCCCGAUUUCUUGGAUGCAUCUAUUGGCAAGAUACUAAAGCUAAGAGAAAAGAUAGCUUCUGCUACAUCAGCAAUUAAAUCUGUGUUUGGGCAAGAAAAUACCCGACAGAAUGCUGCUGACAAAUUGGAGAAACUUAGGGAGAGAAUGUUAAAAGUGCGCGAGCUUUUUCGUGACACAGAUUCGACUGAAUUUGUGAUUGUUACAAUCCCCACGGUGAUGGCAGUUAGCGAGUCAUCUAGAUUGAGUGCUUCCCUGAAGAAGGAAAAUGUUCCCGUGAAGAGACUGGUUGUCAACCAAAUUCUUCCACCAUCUCCAUCUGAUUGCAAGUUUUGUGCUAUGAAAAGAAAGGAUCAGAUGCGUGCUCUUGAUUUAAUUCAGAAUGAUCCAGAACUUUCCAGCUUAUUGAUGAUCCAAGCACCACUCGUUGAUGUUGAGAUAAGAGGUGUUCCGGCUCUCAAAUUUCUCGGUGACAUUAUUUGGAAAUGACUUACACACAUCAAGCUAUGAUUAGGUUAAAUUUAGGAAUUUGCUGAAGCUGGCCGUUGAACUAUAGACGCGUUACAUGACAUCAAGGCUAUUUAUGUAACGAAAGCUGCAAAUCAGAUGAGUUCGCAUUCUGGUCCUGACACUUCACCGGCUUCCAAUAUUUACAAGCUACAGUUUCGAAACACGAAACCUUUUUGGUUUUUCACGUUAUAAAUCUUGUAUCUGGACUAAUUCUUUUUAGCUUCCCCACAUUUAGGCCUUUUUGUUGGCAGCAAUAAUGAUUUUUAUGUUUUGAAUUGUUGACAGAACGAUAUUCUUGAUAUAAACUCACGAAAUUAUAUAUAAGAAAAGUUCCAAUGA